AUGCUUUCACAUCGUGGCUCAAAGGCGGCUGCCAUUGAGGAGUUGCCAUGGAGAUUCGCACCUGGCAAAGGAGACGACCAGUAUGAUCCAAUACACAACCCGGGCGGUGUCAUUGGUUUUGGUACAGCGGAAAAUUGUUUGAUCCAUAAGGAGCUCUUUGAAUACCUGCAGUCGAAGACUGCUUUCACAGAAGACAUUCUUACGUAUCGAUACUCGACAAAUGGCGGCGAAAGGUUUCAACAAGCGAUUGCUUCACACUUGAACCGCCACCUCUCACCCGUUCAUCCUGUCGGUGCUUCACAGCUCAUCACCGCAAGUUCACUCACGGCGAUUCAUGAAAUGCUCGGCUUCUGUCUCGGAGACCCAGGCGAUGGAAUUCUGGUGAUUCCGCCUAUCUACGGCCGCUUCGAGCUGGACUUUGGCAAUACCGAUGGCCUCAGAAUCGUGUACACCGACAUGGAUGAAGUUGAUCCAUUCGAAGGUGCAGACGAUAUUGUGGUCCGACUCAAGGCCUCCUUGGUUAAAGCUGCCGCAUCUGGAACCGUGAUCAGAGCACUUAUGAUUGUCAACCCAAACAAUCCACUGGGUCGGUGUUAUCCGAAACACACCAUUAGAUCGCUCCUCCGAUUCUGUCAAGAUCACGGUCUGCAUUAUAUCAGCGAUGAAGUAUAUGCACUGUCCGUCUAUGAAGGGGAGGAGGAUGAAGAUGUCGUGGAUUUUCAUUCCGUCCUCUCAAUCGAUACUACGGGUCUCAUCGACGCCAGUCGGGUUCACGUGCUGUACGGUCUAAGUAAAGACUUUGGAGCAGCUGGUCUUCGAAUAGGUUGUCUCUUUUCCCGGAAUUCCCUGCUCCACAAGUCGAUGAUGAGUAUGAAUCGCUUCCACCCCCCUUCUGGCCCGGCUCUUGCCAUGGCGAGCACAAUUCUUGAAGACGGGGCAUUCGUCGACAAGCUGAUGGCCCUCUCGCGCCGUCGUCUGUCGCUCACACGUAAGUUGGUGAUCUCGCGGUUGCGAGCUGCCGGUAUUGACUGGCAUCGUGGCGGUAACGCCGGAUUCUUUGUCUAUGUUGAUUUGUCUCCCUGGCUGCCACAUCAUGCGGAGAACCCAGAGUUCAAACUUGCAGAGAAGCUGCUUCGACACGGCGUUGGGUUGCACCCUUGCGAAGAGCAUUACGGGAAGCCUGGGUGGUUUCGAAUUGUGUUCAGCGCCGUAAAGCAGAACACCCUAGAGGAAGGAUUACGCCGGCUGGUCACUGCACUUGGGCCUAAACCCGCUCUACCACGACUCGCCAGAGUCAACGGCGAGAAUGGUCAUUGGUGA
This is a messenger RNA of Zasmidium cellare ATCC 36951, 1320 nucleotides long. RefSeq lists its product as uncharacterized. Bases 1 to 1320 code for a protein of 439 amino acids. The transcript has 6 exons. The record is from RefSeq and is a predicted model, not a curated record. Gene Ontology annotation, biological process: biosynthetic process; amino acid metabolic process. Gene Ontology annotation, molecular function: transaminase activity; pyridoxal phosphate binding. Lineage: Eukaryota; Fungi; Ascomycota; Dothideomycetes; Mycosphaerellales; Mycosphaerellaceae.